Molecule: messenger RNA, 1943 nt
Organism: Strongylocentrotus purpuratus (purple sea urchin)
Lineage: Eukaryota; Metazoa; Echinodermata; Echinoidea; Camarodonta; Strongylocentrotidae
Exons: 8
Coding region: 18-1943 (641 amino acids)
Source: RefSeq, a predicted model, not a curated record
UGCAAAACAAACCAGCAAUGGUUUCUGAAGAACUACUGGAUCACAUUAUACGGAGCAUAAGUGAGGAAAGAGAUCUUCAUCGCUUUCUUCUUGAACUCAUCCCGGACCGAAAUGUAACUUUGUCUAGAUCGGCAGGAAAGAGAGGAAACAUUGCGACUAAAGCCAAGAAGGAUUUGGAAAGAUGGCGUGGCGGAAUGAAGACAGCAAACCCAAACUAUCUGUUGAGUCUCGCCCUAGAAAGAGCUACAUGCAAACCACUUGACAGGACUUUCUUCCAGGUUCCUGAAGAACUCCUGAAGGCGAUAUCCCCACAAGAGGUAGAUCAGUUCGUCUACAAACUGACAGGAAGACACUGCACGAGGCUUGCUACAGCUGAAUGCAUCGCCGACAAGAAUGGGAUUAAAGCUGUAAUCGAUGAUAACAACAAAGAUCUUUUUGACACUCGUCGAAUGAUCAUUGACUGGGUAGAUGGACAUGAAUGCAGCAACUACGAGAAGAGAUGCAGGCUUGAUGAUGCUAUCAUCAAAAUUGGUCGCCAUGACAUGACAGAUGUUUUCAAGACAACGUACUAUCGGGUUAAAACAGGAAAUGAAGUAGUAGGACCACAUGCUGAUGCCGAGUCUUUCAAUAGCCGCAGUGUAUUCGAUGACGAUCUGGCGGUCUUCCUGAAAUAUCUCCCAUCAGAUGCAAUGCAUUUGUUUCUUGAGAAGCUUGGCAUCCCGGUUGACGAGGAAAGUGAUGAUCUUGAAGAGAGGCUGCGAGGUUGGAGGGACAAACAGAUGAGUGAUACUAAAGCAUGUGACCUGCAGGAUCUUGUCUCGAUUUACCAAGAAGUGCUGAAUGACAGUAAUUGCAGUGAUGUAAUCAAAGUUACAGAUGAAGAACUGAAGAACUUGGUUGAAAACAUCCCUAGUGAACUUGUGCAAGAUCUCACUUCAAGGCUUGGCAUAGAUAUAACAAACGAACGGAAUAAAUCGCUUCUACAACACCUGAAAGGUUGGAGAGAUAAUCAUGAAAUAGGGACAUGCCGUGAGGCUCUGAGAAAGGCACUCCAAGAAUUGGGAUUAUCAGGAUGCAUUGUCGACCUGCUGCCUCCUCAUCAUGUAUACCAGGCUGAGGUGGUUCGUUUGGCAUACAACAUUCUAUACAAAGAUGUUGAACUAUUGGCCACACUUCUCGGUAUGGACACGAGCAGACGGAAGGAAGUUCAGAAAGCAGAUAAGGGAACUGUUGGUCUUUUGAUAGAUCUAUUGAAUCAAUAUAAGGAUGAUGACGUGUAUCGGCGUCAUGAUUUCUGUGUUUCACUGGGGAAUCUUGGAUAUCUGGAUGCUGCUCAAUUAGCCUUCUUCGGUUACGAAGUAAGCCUCAGCGAACUUAGCAACAUCACCUCACCAUUGCAGAAGGAGGAAAUGGAAAGAUUGUUGGACCAUCUUCAGGCCGACAAAGCUGGCAGAUCAGUUGUGCGAGGAACAAAGGAACCAUACGACAAUUUGAAGCUGAUAAUGGUGUGGAAAAAUCAGUUUAGGACAGAGCCCUUUCACUACAGACUCAAGUUAGCUGUUGGUCUUAAAGCUAUUCAGCAACCUAAGAUUGCCUAUGAUGUUCUGGCAGGUAAAUAUCGGACAUUGAAUGUCAAUUCCGAUGUUGUAGAAAGUAUUUGCAACAGUCUUGAUGUUGAUCCGCUGAAAAAACUCUGUGGGGAAAUUGGACAGUAUAAACUGAUGCAGAAGAGUCGCAGCAAAACAGCAAAAGGUGUAGGGGUAUGGGUAACCAACUGGCUUGAACAAUUCGACAAAACCCCUGCGAGGACAACAGUACUCAACAUGACCAUCGACAAGUUCACCUCUCGAAGACUUAAAAAUGAUAAGAUCUUCAGGGCCGGAUUUUUCGAACUUGCUGAAGAAAUCAUGCUAGUCGAGUAUCCCAGAUUCCCAUCUGAUUAG